UGUACUUGACGUUGAGUCUCCACCGGCAAUCUGCAGUUGUAAUCCGCCACCGGUCCGGAUGAAAUGUACUUUACUGCAGUCGACCGGUAACGCGAAACUGAUUGUUUAUUUUUGACCACACGUGAUCGAAUUCAUACACUCAACAAUUUUAAAAAGAUUCAUACAUAGCCAAAUAAUGAGUUCCUGUAACUGUGCGGUGACCCAACCGGGACCGACCAUUGCCAGCACAUGUGGCGGAUCACAAUUUAUGUUAUUUAUGGGCUUACUAGAAGUUUUCAUCAGAUCACAAUGUGAUAUCGAAGAUCCUUGUGGACGACCUGUAUCAAGAUCCGUACCAGAUAGAGAAUAUGAUUUCAUUGUAGUUGGUGCGGGAGCGGGUGGAAGUGUCGUGGCUAGCAGGCUCAGUGAAGUCCCUAAUUGGAAAGUAUUAAUCAUAGAAGCAGGAGGUAAUGAGCCUACCGGUACUCAGGUGCCUUCAAUGUUCUUUAAUUUCAUAGGUUCUUCGAUAGAUUGGAACUAUAAGACAGAACCUGAGGAGAUGGCUUGUUUAGGCGAAAAAGAAAAGCGAUGUGGUUGGCCAAGAGGAAAAGUACUUGGUGGCACUAGCGUUAUGAAUGGAAUGAUGUAUAUGCGAGGAAGUCGACAUGACUACGAUAACUGGGCAAAAUUAGGAAACCCUGGUUGGAGUUAUCAAGAUGUGCUACCAUAUUUUUUAAAAUCAGAGGACAAUCUACAAGCUACAGCCAUGGACCCAGGUUAUCACGCUGUCGGAGGACCAUUGCCGGUUGGUCAAUUCCCAUACCAUCCUCCAUUGUCCCAUGCUCUUUUACAAGGAGGUGUGGAAUUGGGUUAUCAAGUAAGAGACUUGAACGGCGCAAUUCAUACAGGAUUUACGAUCGCUCAAACAAUGUCUCGUAAUGGAUCUCGAUAUAGUACAGCUCGAGCAUUUUUGAGACCAGCCAAAAACAGACCUAAUUUACACUUUUUACUGAAUGCAACUGUCACGAAAAUAUUGAUCGAUCCCGUCAAUAAAACUGCGUACGGUGUAGAAGUUUUCAAAGAUGGAAAAGUUGAUCAAAUUAUCGCUAAAAAUGAGGUAAUUGUAUCUGGGGGCGCUAUCAAUUCACCUCAGUUACUUCUACUAUCUGGUAUUGGACCCAAAGAAGAUUUAAAUGCAGUGAAGGUACCUGUAAUUCACAACCUACCUGGUGUCGGUAAAAAUCUACAAAACCAUGUUGCCCAUUUUGUAAAUUUUUUUUUAAAUGAUUCGGCCACUACUCCAUUAAAUUGGGCAACAGCUAUGGAAUACUUAUUGUUUAGAGACGGACUUAUGUCGGGUACGGGCAUAUCAGAAGUAACGGCAAUACUGCCAUCAAAAUACGCUAAUCCAGUUGAUGAUUUCCCAGACUUACAGUACUUCUUUGGAGGUUAUUUAGCUGAUUGUGCCAAAACGGGACAAGUCGGCGAAAAAUAUGACGAUAGCCCGAAACGGGCAAUUCAAAUGAUACCAGCAGUGUUACAUCCUAAAAGCAGAGGCUAUCUCAAAUUAAAAUCAUCUAAUCCAUUAGAAUAUCCAGCUAUUUACGCUAAAUAUCUAACUCAUCCAGAUGACGUAGCUACACUUAUAGAUGGUGUUAAAAUAGCAAUUAGACUAUCAGAAACAUCAGCUUUACGAAAAUAUGGAAUGGAACUUGACCGAAAACCAGUUAUGGGCUGCGAGGAUAUACCAUUUGGGUGUGAUGCUUAUUGGGAAUGUGCCAUUCGUCGAAAAACUGGACCGGAAAAUCACCAAGCUGGAACCUGUAAAAUGGGACCAAUUAGUGAUCCAAGUGCUGUCGUUGAUCCUGAACUUAAGGUUCAUGGAAUCGAUAAACUUCGCGUGGUAGAUGCUUCCAUUAUGCCAACCGUUACAUCUGGUAACACUAAUGUACCAAUUAUUAUGAUAGGAGAAAAAGCAUCCGACAUGAUUAAGAGACGAUGGAUAGGCCGAAAAGCCUGGAAUAAAUGGAUGACUGGACUCACAUCAAAAAUAUCUUUAUAUUUUAGUAAUUCUCCUGAAAUUAUGCACAAUAUUGAAGAAAAAUUAGUAAUUUAAUUACUGAUUUUGUAUUUUUAUACAUUUU
This is a messenger RNA of Daktulosphaira vitifoliae (grape phylloxera), 2123 nucleotides long. It is a transcript of the gene Gld, whose product is annotated as glucose dehydrogenase [FAD, quinone]. Lineage: Eukaryota; Metazoa; Arthropoda; Insecta; Hemiptera; Phylloxeridae. The transcript has 5 exons. Gene Ontology annotation, molecular function: oxidoreductase activity, acting on CH-OH group of donors; flavin adenine dinucleotide binding. The coding region runs from base 176 to 2095 and encodes 639 amino acids. The record is from RefSeq and is a predicted model, not a curated record.